AUGAGCAGUCGUCGUGCUCUUUAUUUAACUUUAUUCGUCUUGUCUCGGUUCGAUUUAAUAAUAUCAUCGACUGCUAAUUGUCCUGUAGAAGCUGAUCCAGCAACCAUUCUCAGUUGUGUAGCUAUCGAUGCUGUUGGUUUGGUUUCAGCUACUAAAGGAAAUAUUAGAGUAUUUUGUACAAUGGCUGAACGUUUUAUGGAAUGUGUUAAAACAAAAACCCGAGGUUGUAUUGGUGAAGAAUUCGUACGUGGAUCUCUUUCAGAAUUAAUUGAAUUGUCACAAAAAUGUUGUGUAAAUAAAGAUGAAAAAAUGAGUGAAGAAUGUCCAUUUAUAACAAGACCUCAAUGUUUUUCUUUAAAUGAUACAACGAAAACACCAAAUGGAAAUGAAAUAUCCAUUGAAAAUCUUAAAAUAGGUGAAAAAGUAUUGGCUAUCAAUCAUAAUGAUCAAAUUAUACCAACAGAAAUUAUUGCUAUUUUACAUUAUGAAAAGAAUUCACCAGCCCUUUUUUACACCUUCACAACUGAAUCAGGUCAUCAAGUUUCUCUAACACCUGAACAUCUUCUUUAUAUUGGUAAUCAAACAUAUAUUCAAGCUCGUCAUAUUGAUUCCAAAGAACAUAAACUAUUUAUUGCCGGAAAAAAUGGUCAAUUAGAAUCAUCACGUAUUCGUUCGAUUGAUUUACAAAUUAAACAUGGCUAUGCAACACCAAUUACUCAACAUGGAACAUUACUUGUCAAUAAUGUCAGUUCAUCAUGCUAUGCAUCUAUUUAUCAUCAUUCUAUAGGACAUAUGGCUAUGGCACCUUUACGUUGGAUUCAUCAAGCUAAACAAAUAUUUGGUUUAAUUAAUAAGAACGAGACAAAUGAAAACGGAAUUCAUUGGUAUCCGAGAGCUUUAAACAAUAUUGUUCAUAUGUUUGUUCCUUUUCCUGAUAUAUUUACAACAACUACAGGCGUAAUCUAA
Molecule: messenger RNA, 966 nt
Organism: Rotaria sp. Silwood2
Lineage: Eukaryota; Metazoa; Rotifera; Eurotatoria; Philodinida; Philodinidae
Source: the annotation of a GenBank genome assembly